Molecule: messenger RNA, 555 nt
Organism: Daucus carota subsp. sativus
Lineage: Eukaryota; Viridiplantae; Streptophyta; Magnoliopsida; Apiales; Apiaceae
Product: mitotic-spindle organizing protein 1B
Exons: 2
Coding region: 200-412 (70 amino acids)
Biological process (GO): gamma-tubulin complex localization; mitotic spindle assembly; microtubule nucleation by interphase microtubule organizing center
Cellular component (GO): centrosome; gamma-tubulin ring complex; spindle
Source: RefSeq, a predicted model, not a curated record
CUUUCCCUUUCUUAGCCAGAUCCGGCCCGCCCAACUUUGUAUCCCUCCCUCUUCUUUAUUUCCCAAAUUAGUCUGGUGUUCUUAGCAAAAAAAAAAAAAAAUUAGUCUGGUGAAAGAUCGGAGCUCCGUUUCGCACUUCAGGGUCUUCUGCCAAACUAUAUACUUCUUUAGGGGAGAGAGUUUGUCGCUCUGUCAGCAUAUGGAUCCUGAAGCUUCUCGUACUGCUAGGGAGUCUCUUGACCUGGCAUUUGGCAUGUCUAACAUUCUUGAUACAGGUCUAGAUCGUCACACACUAUCUGUUCUCAUUGCCCUCUGUGAUCUGGGUUUAAACCCCGAGGCACUGGCCGCUGUUGUAAAGGAAUUGCAAAAAGAACCUUCGUCCUCUGGUGGAACAACUCCAUCAGUUAAUUAGACUACUAGAUAUAUUGGUUUCUUAAAAAAUUAAUCUGAGCAAUCUUCAGUGAAAUCAUUGGUAGUUCUGUAUCUCUUGCAAGUAAACAUUUCAAUAUGAUUAAUUGUAUCUCUUUUGUAUAUUCAGUUGCCAGUGGAACAUGA